Messenger RNA from Dufourea novaeangliae, 1656 nucleotides. RefSeq lists its product as uncharacterized. The transcript has 9 exons. Gene Ontology annotation, molecular function: protein binding. Gene Ontology annotation, cellular component: PRC1 complex. NCBI's taxonomy places the organism in Eukaryota, Metazoa, Arthropoda, Insecta, Hymenoptera, Halictidae. The record is from RefSeq and is a predicted model, not a curated record. Bases 1 to 1656 code for a protein of 551 amino acids.
AUGGUUUCAAAGGCUGACACGAUGGGCACAUGGGUGAAUGUUUGUGGAAACUGCGGUAUUGCUCUCGUUAUUACAGUCAAUGAGAAUCUUAUUGCAUUUUACCUGAAUCACUGUGCUCUCACAGAGUACGAGGACACAGCAAUUCACAGUAUCGUGGACUGUGACAACCUGGCGGACGGCUCGGAGCGUGACUCCCCUUGGAGCUGUGGGGGUGGCAGCGGUAAUGGCCGCAGACCCCUCACCUCCAUUAUCGAGCACCUACGUACCUCCAAAAGCAGGCUUCACAAUGGGUCGGAGAAGAAUGGUUUCCCCGAGGCUGGUGUCUCCUACGCGUCCUCGAUUGGUGAGGUGUCAGGUGAAAACGUGUCCGCUAAUCCCGGACCACGCGGCGACCGUGGAGAGGCGACUGAUUUAGGCACACAUACCGAAAACAGCGACGGGGCCACCCUGGCCGCCAACACAACGGUCGACGCCAGGGGCGGAAGCCCCCAAGGCGCUCACCUCUCAAGUGCGGCCACCCCCAGACCGCCGCGGGGUAGAAGGCGGCAGAACCAGAAUGGUCUCGACACUACACAAGUCAAAACCGAACGCCUCACGCCAGACAAUAAUUCAACGUCAUCGAGGAGCGUGACGCCCUCUUCGUCGAGCCAUCCGGGGACGCCGCCAAAUGCAACCCCUCUUGGUGGAUCCGAGGGGCCGCCACCACCCCAUCACCUCAAACACAUGGAGCAGAUGAUGGGGCGAAGUUACAGCGAUUUUAUGAAAAGUCUGGCUGCCAAGUACAACAACGCGAACCCCAAUGAUUACUUCAGUACACCAAGAAACGGCUAUCCUCCGGGUUUGGAUCCGAGGUUUCCGGCGUUCAAAACUGCCGCGACGCCGUUCGUCGGUUUAAUGGCCCCUCUUGGCGCGCCCCAACCGCCUCCCGUAACAACCACCUCACCCCUUUCCAGCAAAGAUCCGAAGGAGCAAAAGCAGGACAGUCUGUUCGGUAAUCCUGUGUUCCCGCCGAUGCUCGACAUGUCGUCGACGCAGGCUCUUUUGCACAUGGUCAGGACCGCGAACGCCGCGCAGAACGCGGCCGAAUUGGAAACGUACCUUAAAGGUGCGAACAAAAGAGACGCCGGCGUGACGAGUCCUCUGGAUCUCUCGAGCCCAGGAGGUUUCGCUCCCCGUAAGAGGCAGAGACCGGAAACCAGAAGAUCGGGCAGCGUGUCGCCGAAACCGAAACCAACCCCAAGACCCACCACCCCACCGCCAGUCAGGUGUCCGUCCCUCUGUGGCCACAUGCCCUGCGGCGAUGGGCAAGCCGUCAAUCGGUGGACCAUCGAGGAUGUCGUGAAUUACGUGUCGUCGAUCGACAGUUGCGCCGAGUACGCUCAGAAUUUCCGCGAGCAUCGUAUCGACGGAGCAGCGUUGCCCCUGCUGUCGGAGGACCACCUAACAGGCCCAAUAGGGAUGAAGCUUGGGCCAGCCUUAAAAUUGCGGGCGCUCCUGGCCCGGAAGCUCGGUGCCUGCACCGUGUGCUUGCACUGCGCACAUUGUCACCAGACACCUCUACCUGCCUUGACCGCAGUAGCGGCGGCGUCGCAGCAGCAACAGCAACAGCAACAGCAACAGCUGCCUGGCAGGCGACCCAGCAGUACGGGCAACUGA